Pseudozyma flocculosa PF-1 is the source of this 2469-nucleotide messenger RNA. RefSeq lists its product as uncharacterized. NCBI's taxonomy places the organism in Eukaryota, Fungi, Basidiomycota, Ustilaginomycetes, Ustilaginales, Ustilaginaceae. Gene Ontology annotation, molecular function: cysteine-tRNA ligase activity; ATP binding. Gene Ontology annotation, cellular component: cytoplasm. Bases 1 to 2469 code for a protein of 822 amino acids. Gene Ontology annotation, biological process: cysteinyl-tRNA aminoacylation. The transcript has 2 exons. The record is from RefSeq and is a predicted model, not a curated record.
AUGGCCGCCGCACCCGACGCCUCGUCCUCUUCCACGCCCACCCGCGUCGCACAGCCGCAAUGGCAAGUGCCCGCAAAGGCCGUCCCAGAGCCCCAGCUCAAGGUCUACAACAGCCUCACACGCACAAAGACGCCCUUUGUGCCCACAAAAGGUCGCUCCGUCGCCUGGUACAACUGCGGGCCCACCGUAUACGACGCUAGCCACAUGGGACACGCGAGAAACUACGUCACUCAGGACAUUAUCCGCCGCAUCCUCCGAGACUACCUCGCCUACGACGUCCACUUUGUCAUGAACAUCACCGACAUCGACGACAAAAUCAUUGUCCGCGCCAGGCAGGCUCACCUCGUAAAGACGUUCCGCGCACAGCAUCCCACCCUCUCCCAACCCCUCCUCCAGACCGUCCAGGAGGCCUGGUCCGCCUACUUUGCAAAGAACGUCGAGCAGUUUGCGCCCCCGCUCCCGCCCCAGGAGCGACAGGGCGGCCUCGCCGCCACCGCGGAAAAGGCUAGGGCGGGCGAGGCCGGCUUCGAGGAGGUCGCGCGCCUCAGGCAGGAUGCCGCAUGGCUCAAGCAGGCCUCGGAAAAGGAGCCCAAGUUCGCCAUGUGGUUCGCCGCCCUCGAAAAGUCGAGAAACGCCCAGAUCGCCGCAGCAAUGGCCCUCGGCGCCGGCGACGCCUCGAAACAGCAGGCAAAGGACCUGAUCGACGCCUCCGAAGACGUCCUCAGCCUCCACCUCGACAAGGCGCUCGGCCACACCGUCACCGACCCUGCCGUCUUCCGCGACCUGGCCGCCUUCUGGGAGGCCGAGUUCUUCAACGACAUGAAGCGCCUCCACGUCGAGCCGCCCACCACCCUCACCCGCGUCAGCGAGUACGUGCCCGAGAUUGUCGCCUUCGUCGAGCGCAUCGUCGCCAACGGCUACGGCUACGCCGAGGGCGCCGACGAGGGCAAGAAGAAUGUCUGGUUCGACACGCGCGCCUUUGACGGCGCAAAGGCCCGCGGCGACGUCGACGGCGACUUCUGCCACAGCUACGCCAAGCUGCAGCCGUGGUCCAAGGGCAACAAGGAGCUGCUCGAGGAGGGCGAGGGGUCGCUCUCGACAUCGGCCGCCGCCACCGUCGGCAAGCGCGCCGCCUCGGACUUUGCGCUGUGGAAGUCGUCCAAGCCCGGCGAGCCCGCGUGGCCGUCGCCGUGGGGGCCCGGUCGGCCGGGCUGGCACAUCGAGUGCUCGGUCAUGGCGAGCGAAGUGCUGGGCACCACGAUGGACGUCCACUCGGGCGGCGUCGACCUCAUGUUCCCGCACCACGACAACGAGAUUGCCCAGAGCGAGGCCCACCACGACUGCCGCCAGUGGGUAAACUACUUCCUCCAUACGGGCCACCUGCACAUCGAGGGCCUCAAGAUGUCCAAGUCGCUCAAAAACUUCAUCUCGAUCGACGAGGCCCUCGAGCGCUUCACGGCGCGGCAGCUGCGCAUGAGCUUCCUGCUGCAGCCGUGGAGCUCGCGCAUGGACUUCAAGGCGAGCGCGCUCGGCGAGGUCAAGAACGCCGAGAGCACGUUCAACAACUUCUUCGCCGGCGUCCGCGCCAAGGCGUCGGAGCGGCGCGCGCUUGGUGCCGCCUACUCGGACGGGCAGCACCACUACGAGCAGGCCGAAAAGGCGCUCAUGGCCUCGCUCGACGAGGCGCAGCGCGCGUUCCGCGAGGCCAUGUGCGACUCGUUUGACACGCCGCGGGGCAUGGAGGUGCUGCUGGACCUCGUCAGCAAGGCCAACGUGUACGAAAAGAGCAAGGCUAGGCGGACCGACGUCAACGUCGGCGUCCUCGAGGCCGUGGCGCGCUACGUGGGCGACAUGCUCAAGAUGCUCGGCCUCGGCGAAGGGCCAGCGGCCAGUGACGCGCUCGGCUGGGGCGACGCCGCGUCGGGCGAGGGCGCAGGCGCCGCCGACCGCGACGAGGUGCUGAUGCCCUACCUGCGCGUGCUCAGCUCGUUCCGCGACAGCAUCCGCCAGCUCGCCCGCAGCGGCGCGUCGGCCGGCGACAUCCUCAAGCUCGCCGACGCGCUGCGCGACAAUGACCUGGUCGACCUCGGCGUCGCGCUCGAGGACACUGAGGAUGGCAAGGCGCUCGUCAAGCUAGUACCCGCCGAGCAGCUAAGGGCCGCCAAGGCGGAGCGGGAACAAGCAGCGGCGGAAAAGCAGGCGCGCAAGGCGGCCGCGGCCGAGCAGGCGCGGCUCAAGCGGCUCGAGAACCUCGAGCGGGGACGUAUCGCGCCCACCGACCUCUUCCGACCGCCGCACGUCGGCGAUGCCGAAUUCACGGCGUGGGACGAGCGCGGCCUGCCCACCCUCGAUGGCGAGGGCAAGGAACUGGCAAAGAAGAGGAGGAAGAACCUCGAAAAGGACUGGGACAAGCAGUCGAAGCUCCACCGCGACUUUUUGGAGGCCAGGGAAAAGGGCGAGAUUCAGUAG